GCUGCUCGUACAACACCUAUUCAUGGCAUUGUAAGCGCUCUGCAGAGGGGCUUGCUGGAGGUGCGGGGGGUCCUAGAAGAGUCAAUGACCCAUAGCGUUGCAGGAGAUAUUGUGUCUUUAGUAGAAAAGCUCACUCUAGUGCUGCUAGGUGUGCUGUAUGGGGACCAGGACACUGAGGAGAAAGAUGUGCCUCCAUCAUUCUAUGACAUGGGGAAUGCAAUCAGUUCUCUGAUUGGUCAGGGUGGGGUUGAGGGGGCGGGGCUUGAUGAGGAUGGAGAGGAGAAUGUGCUGCUCUCUGAGGGACAUAGUCUAGUGCUGACCUGUUGCUGGGUUUCCUUGAAGGAAAUUGGUAUUUUUCUGGGCUCCCUGAUGGAGAGGAUCCUGUCACUCCACUGUAAAGAAUUGACAUUGAGUGUGACAGAACUCAGAGGGGCUUCCAAAGUGUUUAAAGACAUCAUUCUGAAAUGUAGACACUGGGGGGCAGUAGAGGGCGAGCAGCUCUGAUCCAGAAAUCAGUGAGAUCCCACCCCUCAUUUUACAACAGG
Messenger RNA from Sinocyclocheilus rhinocerous, 545 nucleotides. Its product is annotated as thyroid adenoma-associated protein homolog. The record is from RefSeq and is a predicted model, not a curated record. NCBI's taxonomy places the organism in Eukaryota, Metazoa, Chordata, Actinopteri, Cypriniformes, Cyprinidae. Bases 85 to 504 code for a protein of 139 amino acids. The transcript has 5 exons. Gene Ontology annotation, biological process: tRNA methylation. Gene Ontology annotation, cellular component: cytosol.